This is a messenger RNA of Hippocampus zosterae (dwarf seahorse), 3723 nucleotides long. It is a transcript of the gene smarca5, whose product is annotated as SWI/SNF related, matrix associated, actin dependent regulator of chromatin, subfamily a, member 5. NCBI's taxonomy places the organism in Eukaryota, Metazoa, Chordata, Actinopteri, Syngnathiformes, Syngnathidae. The record is from RefSeq and is a predicted model, not a curated record. Bases 203 to 3397 code for a protein of 1064 amino acids. Gene Ontology annotation, biological process: nucleosome organization; regulation of transcription by RNA polymerase II. Gene Ontology annotation, molecular function: ATP-dependent chromatin remodeler activity; DNA binding; ATP binding. Gene Ontology annotation, cellular component: nucleus; chromatin. The transcript has 23 exons.
CUCACGCUUUUGAGAACGCGGGAUUUCGGGAGGAGCAACACAAUCCCGCCAGCACCAACCGGUGUGUCUCUUUCAUUCCGUAGGAUCGAACUGUACCGGACAACGGUAAAAAAGUUGUCCCACAAAAUCCACAGAUCCAUUUGACACGGGAUAAACUAACAGAGGCUAUUACUACUAGCCGAAGAGGGAAUAGCCGUAAAAGAUGUCGGAAAUAUUAAGCUGCGUGGAACCGGAGCGGGAAGAGCAGACCGAAAUUGAAGAAGCCGGGGGAGCUGAGGAAAAGUCAGACUCGGAUGCCGGCAAAGAGUCGUCCUCCGAUGCAGGACCUGAUGGACAAGAUGCUUCCUCUUCCUCCUCCACGAAAACCAAAGAAUCUGCUCCAGGUUAUGAAGAGAAAGUGAAAACGGACCGUACCAACAGAUUCGACUACCUGUUGAAGCAAACCGAGCUGUUUGCUCACUUCAUUCAGCCCGCCGCACAGAAGACUCCCACGUCCCCCCUAAAGAUGAAGCCCGGGCGUCCUCGCAUUAAGAAAGACGAGAAGCAGAAUUUGUUGUCUGCUGGAGACAAUCGUCAUCGCCGCACCGAGCAAGAGGAAGAUGAGGAGCUGUUGAGUGAGAGUACCAAGACCACAAACGUCUGCACCCGCUUCGACGACUCGCCAUCGUACGUCAAAACAGGAAAGAUGAGAGACUAUCAGGUCCGCGGUCUGAACUGGCUUAUCUCUCUGUACGAAAACGGAAUCAACGGCAUCCUCGCCGAUGAAAUGGGUUUGGGAAAGACCCUCCAGACAAUUUCCUUGCUGGGCUACAUGAAGCACUACAGGAACAUCCCCGGACCGCACAUGGUGCUGGUGCCCAAGUCCACCUUGUACAACUGGAUGAACGAGUUCAAGCGCUGGGUGCCAUCACUGCGAGCGGUCUGCCUCAUUGGAGACAGAAAUGAGAGGACGGCUCUCAUCCGAGACGUGUUGCUGCCAGGCGAAUGGGACGUGUGCGUGACCUCGUACGAGAUGCUCAUCAUCGAAAAGGCGGUGUUCAAGAAAUUCAACUGGCGCUACCUGGUCAUCGAUGAAGCCCACAGAAUCAAGAACGAGAAGUCCAAAUUGUCAGAGAUUGUGCGAGAAUUCAAGACCACCAAUCGCCUGCUGCUGACCGGCACGCCACUCCAGAACAACCUGCACGAGCUGUGGGCCCUGCUCAACUUCCUGCUCCCCGACGUCUUCAAUUCAUCAGAGGACUUUGACUCUUGGUUUGACACCAACAAUUGCUUAGGCGAUCAGAAACUGGUGGAGCGCCUUCAUACGGUGCUCCGCCCUUUCCUGCUCCGUCGCAUAAAAGCUGAUGUGGAGAAAACACUGCUGCCCAAGAAGGAGAUCAAGAUGUAUGUGGGACUCAGUAAAAUGCAGCGAGAAUGGUAUACCAAAAUUCUGAUGAAGGACAUCGACAUCCUGAACUCUGCCGGCAAGAUGGACAAAAUGCGCCUGCUCAACGUGCUCAUGCAGCUGCGCAAGUGCUGCAACCACCCGUACUUGUUCGACGGCGCCGAGCCCGGCCCCCCUUACACCACCGAUCUCCACCUGGUGGUCAACAGCGGCAAGAUGGUGGUGCUGGACAAGCUUCUGCCCAAGAUGAAAGAGCAGGGCUCACGUGUGCUCAUCUUCAGCCAGAUGACCAGGGUGCUGGACAUUUUGGAGGACUACUGCAUGUGGAGGAACUACGGCUACUGUCGUCUGGACGGUCAGACGCCGCACGAGGAGAGACAGAUCUCCAUCAACGCCUACAACGAGCCCAACAGCAGCAAGUUCAUCUUCAUGCUGAGCACCAGAGCCGGCGGCCUCGGGAUUAACCUGGCGACCGCGGACGUCGUCAUCCUCUACGACUCGGACUGGAACCCUCAAGUGGACCUCCAGGCUAUGGAUCGAGCUCAUAGGAUCGGGCAGCUGAAACAGGUCCGCGUCUUCCGUUUCAUCACGGAGAACACGGUGGAAGAGCGAAUUGUGGAGAGGGCUGAGAUGAAGCUGCGCCUGGAUUCCAUCGUCAUUCAGCAAGGGCGACUUGUGGAUCCGAGCGCCAACAAGCUGGGCAAAGACGAGAUGCUCUCGAUCAUCCGGCACGGCGCCACGCACGUCUUUGCCUCCAAGGAGAGCGAGAUCACAGACGAUGAUAUCGACGCCAUCCUGGAGAGGGGCGAGAGGAAGACGAUGGAGAUGAAGGAGAAGCUGUCCUCCCUCGGCGAGAGCUCGUUGAGGAACUUCACCAUGGACACGGAGAACAGCAGCGUGUACACAUUUGAGGGGGAAGACUACAGAGAGAAGAAAAAGGUGCAGAAAAACUGCCAAAACAUUUCCUUUUCACAAUAUAAAAACUCAAUGCUUCAUCUCAGCCUCCUUCUGCUCUUGCUCCGUCAGGUCAUCACCAACUGGAUCGAGCCUCCCAAGAGAGAGAGGAAGGCCAAUUACGCCGUCGACGCCUACUUCAGAGAAGCCCUCCGAGUCAGCGAGCCCAAAGCACCAAAAGCUCCCCGUCCGCCCAAGCAGCCCAAUGUCCAAGACUUCCAGUUCUUUCCCCCACGUCUCUUUGAGCUCCUUGAAAAGGAAAUCCUCUUCUACCGAAAGACAAUUGGCUACAAGGUGCCACGCAAUCCGGAAAUGCCCAACUCUGCUCAGGUUCAGAAGGAGGAGCAAGCCAAGAUUGACGAGGCCGAAGCCUUGACGGAGGAGGAGCUGGAGGAGAAGGAGAAUCUUCUGCAGCAGGGAUUCACCAUUUGGAACAAGCGCGACUUCAACCAGUUCAUCAAAGCCAACGAGAAGUGGGGACGCGACGACAUCGAGAACAUCGCCAGGGAGGUGGAGGGUAAAACGCCGGAGGAAGUCAUGGAGUAUUCCGCUGUGUUCUGGGAGCGCUGCAACGAGCUGCAGGACAUCGAGAAGAUCAUGGCUCAGAUCGAGCGAGGUGAGGCCAGGAUCCAGAGGAGGAUCAGCAUUAAAAAGGCCCUGGACUCCAAGAUCGGCCGCUACAAGGCGCCCUUCCACCAGCUGCGCAUCUCCUACGGCACCAACAAAGGCAAGAACUAUACGGAGGAGGAGGACCGCUUCCUCAUCUGCAUGCUGCACAAGCUGGGCUUCGACAAGGAGAGCGUGUACGACGAGCUGCGUCAGUGCAUCCGCAACUCGCCGCAGUUCCGCUUCGACUGGUUCCUCAAGUCCAGGACCGCCAUGGAGCUGCAGAGACGAUGCAACACGCUCAUCACGCUCAUUGAGAGGGAGAACAUGGAGCUGGAGGAGCGGGAGAAGGCAGAAAAGAAGAAGAGGGGGCCAAAGACGAGCUCAGCCCAGAAACGGAAGCCAGAAGGAACCUCGGACGGUCGCGGACGUCGGAAAAAGCUGAAGUUGUGAAGGCAACCUCUCAUUCAUAUGUACAGAGCGCCAUCGCUAACCAAGCCGCAACCACAACUACAACAGUCGUUUAUGUGCGUUUGCUCACUGUGUCGAAGUUCCUAAUAGACUGUAUUAUUUAGGUUCUAGCAAGUCUUCUGCCUUGUUGUUGUUUACUGAAACACUGCGGCAGUGCUGGUUUUAUUUUUUAUUUUUUUUACUCGUACUUAUUGGAAAUUGUAUUUAUGCCUGUUGGUUGUACCACAUUCCAAUGUUCCUUCUUUAUCUCCCUGCAAUCUAGGUGUAUUCUUUCUCAAAUAAAGAUCUUUUUUUUUAAAUAAAAUAAA